This is a messenger RNA of Suricata suricatta (meerkat), 3118 nucleotides long. RefSeq names its product coiled-coil domain containing 97 (gene CCDC97). Bases 148 to 1194 code for a protein of 348 amino acids. NCBI's taxonomy places the organism in Eukaryota, Metazoa, Chordata, Mammalia, Carnivora, Herpestidae. The record is from RefSeq and is a predicted model, not a curated record. The transcript is spliced from 6 exons.
UUCGGCUUCAGCCCGGAACUGUUGUUUCGGGAUCGGCAGAGCACCGGGCCCCGGGAAAGUGCUCCACCGGAAGUGGCCGCUGAAGACUUGGGACAAGAAUUGGCGUGCGGGCCUGCCGCGGCGGUUAACUAGUAGUAGAGAAUUAGAAUGGAGGCCGUGGCGGCGGCGGCGACGGCGACGGCGAAGGAACCCGAUGAAGGCUGCACAGGGCCCAGUACUGGGCACUGGGGGGAGCUGAGCUGGACACCUGUCCCCCCCAGACCCCAGGACAAGGUGAAAGCAGCAGAGGGAGCACCAGAGGCCCUGAAUGACGCGCCCCCUGGGGUGGAGAAUGCGGCGCUGAGUGCCAUGCUGCGGGCCGUGGCUGCCAGCCGCCUGCCCGUGUGCAGCCAGCAGCAGGGCGAGCCCGACCUGACCGAGCAGGAGAAGGUAGCCAUCCUGGGCCGGCUGUACCAUGAGAAGCCGCUGGUGUUCCUGGAGCGCUUCCGCACGAGCCUCCGCGAGGAGCACCUGGCCUGCUUCGGCCACUUGCGCGGUGACCAUCGGGCAGACUUCUACUGUGCUGAGGUGGCCCGGCAGGGCAGCGCCCGACCCCGUACCCUGCGCACCCGCCUGCGUAACCGGCGCUACGCUGCCCUGCGUGAGCUCAUCCAAGGUGGCGAGUACUUCAGUGACGAGCAGAUGCGGUUCCGGGCCCCGCUGCUGUACGAGCAGUACAUCGGGCAGUACCUAACCCAGGAGGAGCUCAGCGCCCGCGCCCCGGCCCGCCGNNNNCCCGAGCCCGGCGCCCCCGGCCCCGCCUGCCCCCUCUCCGACCUGCUGCUCCAGUCCUGCGAGGAGCGGGAGCUGCAGCAGCGGCUGCUCCAGCAGCAGGAGGAGGAGGAGGCCUGCCUGGAGGAGGAGGAGGAGGAGGAGGAGGAGGAGGAAGACAACGAUGAGGAAGACCAGGGCCCUGACAAAGACGCAGAGGCCUGGGUCCCUGACUCGGAGGAGAGGCUGAUCCUGCGGGAGGAGUUCACCAGCCGAAUGCACCAGCGCUUCCUGGACGGCAAGGACGGCGACUUUGACUACAGCACGGUGGAUGACAACCCCGACUUUGACAACCUGGACAUCGUGGCGCGGGAUGAGGAGGAGCGGUACUUCGAUGAGGAGGAGCCCGAGGAGGCGCCCAGCCCAGAGCUGGAUGGGGAUUGAGGGCCGUGCCGCCGCCCACCCUUCCCGUGACUUCCUCCAGGGGACAGCAGGGCAGCCGCCCUACACCCCCGGGUGCCUUCCUGGCCCACCCCCGCCCCCUCCCUGAGUGGGGCUCCCUACCUUCCCUGCACUCUCCUCCCCCACCCCUGCUCUCUCUCACUAGCUUUUCUCCAUCCCGCCCCUCUUUCUACGCAUCACUCUCUUUUUCCUCUCUGCCUUUCUCUCUCGCCCCUUCUGUGGGCCUCGGCCUCCAGUCCUCCCCUUGAUGGAGGCCGGCGGCGCCCUUUGUGGCUGGGGCCGGCCGGGCCAGUGCGGGGUCCUGGGCCUCAGGUGCUUCCUGCCUGCACGCCCCCACCUCUCAGCCUCCAUGCCACCUGCCUGUGGCCCUCCGCCUCUCAGCUUCUCUCUCUCUGGUUUCAGGGUCGUCUCCCUGCCCCCCCACCCCGCUGCUGAGGAAGAAGCCUCACUGGGGAGGCUACCAGCUCCCACCUCUCCCCUCAGGACGCAGGCUUGGGAGGGGGUGUGGGAGCACUGGGGCCAUGGGCCUGCAAGCUUGGGUGUGGAAGGAGGGGGCCUGGGGAGGGGGGGCUCUCCCCUCUCUGCCCCACCGGCCAGCCCCUCUCUGCCUGGCCACCACAAUUUUCCCUUCCUUCACUUCCUCCGCCUCCUUCUCCCUCUCCUGUUUACACUCCCCAAAUACACACAGGCUGUUAUCAUGGGUCCUGAGUCAUCCCACACACACACAGCCUGCCCCAGCCUCCCUGCCCCCAGCUGGCCACAGGGCCCGCCCCACAGAGCCCCCCGCUGCCCCAGGCUAAUGGGAGCCAGAUGGCCUCUUGGUGACUCAGCCACUGGCCUGUGGGAACCCAGGCGUCCUGCCUUCCCAUGCCCCCAUACCCGACUCCUGCUCCCCCAGUAGACACACACACAGGGGGUCAGCUGUUGGUGGGGGGCACAGGCCACGGGUCAGAGAGAGAGGGCCUGGGGACCCCUCACUGCUUUGAGCCAGAAUGGGGACACCCUGUUAACAGCCAGGCCCGAAGACACUCAAAACCACCUCAGGCAUGUGGCCCAGAGUAAAGGGGAGACCCCCAAGGCCUCCGGGGACCACAACUCUUGACCCCUGGGCCUCAGCUCUGCCCUCUGGGUCAGCCAGAACUAGAGUCAGACACAGACAGAAAGUGAGAGCUGGCCUAGAGGCCGAGGGCCAUUCACACGGAGAGACCAUUAAACGAGGAACUUCGGUCACGGAGUGGUGCUAGCCUAUUCCAGGCCUCAUGGGCCUGAUGCCCCACGGAGUCCUCCAAACAGCCCCACGAACCAGAGACCGGGCUCCAUUUCACAGGUGAGGGGAGGAGGCCAGGGGGGAGAUGGUACUGGCUUGAGGCUGCACGGCCAUCAAAGAAAAACCAGGUCUAGAACCUCACAGGUCCUAGAGACCAUUCUAGCCUGUGUGUCAGCUGUCAGGGCCACUGGGAGCGGACAGACGCAUGGACUUCCUCAGAAAGGCCAAGAAGAGACUGUCGAGGGUGAUGCCAGCAGCUAACACUCUGAGGCCCUCCCCACGUGCUCAGCACCAUCCUGCUCACAGGCUUGGAAUCGUCUGGAUGGUGUUUUAGGCAGCACCUGGACCAGAGCCAUCGCGGCGGUCCUACUCCACACGUCCUGCCAGUAUUGACGCCCCGGCUCCCAGAGUAGCCCCCCCCCCCACCCCGAUCGGCUGGCCGGCCAGACUCCCCCCUCCGAGAGCCAGAGGACAGAAGAUGUUCGUCCCUUGGGUGUGCGUGUGCGUCGAGAGAACUUUCUAACCCAGGGAGCAGCCCCGAGUGAGGUGUGGAUUUCCAUCAGUCGGUCGACAACGCUGUUUGUGAUAUGCCUCGCCGCACACGGAUUUGUUAUAUAAUAAAAAGCGAUGAGAGACACA